UCAAAAGUCAAAAAGAAUAAAGAGAGAGGAGAGUGAACUCAAUACUACUAUUUGAGCUCGCGUUCGAAAUUUUGGGUCCGAAUUUUCUUGAGUUGGUGUGAAGUAGAAAGAAAAUCACAGGCAUAAUGGUGCUCAUAACCGAAGAAAUUAUCCAACAGUUUGAAAUCCUCAUGGAAAAAGUUGAUGAGCCAUUGAAGAAGACUUUCCAGAACAUGGAUUAUGGGCAUGAACGGGAGACGUUGGUGAGAUUUCUCAACGCAAGGGAAGGGAAUAUUUCAAACGCACAUAAAAUGCUUAUGGAAUGUUUAUCCUGGAGGAUACAAAACAAAAUCGAUGACAUACUGGCGAGACCAAUAAAUCCCAUUGAGUUUUAUAGAGGAAUACGAGAUUCUCAGCUUAUCGGAAUGUGCGGAUACUCGAAAGAGGGCCAUCCUGUCAUUGUCGUUGGGGUAGGGCGAAGCACAUAUGACAAGGCAUCUAAUCAUUAUUAUAUCCAAUCACAUAUCCAAGUGAACGAGUAUAGAGAUCGUGUGAUAUUGCCUUCUGCAACAAAGAAAUUUGGCCGCUACAUAGGCACAUGCGUCAAGAUUCUGGACAUGACUGGUCUAAAGUUUUCUGCAAUGAAUCAUCUCAAGUUAUUGUCGGCAAUAUCCACCAUCGAUGACCUGAACUACCCUGAGAAAACAGAAACUUAUUACAUAGUCAACGCUCCAUAUAUAUUCUCAGCAUGUUGGAAGGUCGUGAAACCCCUUCUGCGGGAGAGGACAAGGAAAAAGGUGCAAGUUCUUUCAGGGUGUGGAAGAGAGGAAUUAUUAAAGAUCAUGGACUAUGAAUCUCUCCCACAGUUUUGUAGAAAAGAAGGCUCGGGCUCAUCUCGAGGAGAUGGAAAAGUUAGUGAUUGUUUUUCAUUGGAUCACCCCUUCCAUCAGCAGCUCUGUAACUAUGUGAAGGAGCAAGCUGCACGAGUUGGCCUCACUACACCAGUGAGACACGGUUCAUUCCAUGUGGAUUGUCCAGAGCCUGAUCCAGCUGAUGUAAAAAUUGCUGAAACUAUAGAAUGUGAGUUUCAAAGACUGGGGAAUCAAAAUGGCCUUUCCCACUCAUCAUCAUGCGAGCUUAAGGUAAAUGGUGACUGAAUUUGGCGCGACCACACUACUGUUUUAUAGCUGAAGCCUUGGAUCGUCAUAGAACGUUGGCAUUGUCUCGAAUUUGAUGCAGUUCUUUUUUGGGGCUUGAGCUGCCCAUCAUCAGGUCACUGGAAUGUUGCAAUAUUUGAAAAUGCUGAGUUCGAUGAAUUUGUUGUGUAGUGUAUUGUUGUAGUAUUGGAUAUAAUAUGGUGGUUUCUUGAAUUUAUAUAGAAUAAUAGAAUGCAUAUUCACCGAUUAUUGAAUGCAUAUUUCUUUCUUC
Molecule: messenger RNA, 1407 nt
Organism: Salvia splendens (bonfire salvia)
Lineage: Eukaryota; Viridiplantae; Streptophyta; Magnoliopsida; Lamiales; Lamiaceae
Product: SEC14 cytosolic factor
Exons: 11
Coding region: 126-1136 (336 amino acids)
Source: RefSeq, a predicted model, not a curated record